CGUGAAUUUGUCAGAGUGAUCGGAAGAGGAAAAUAGAAGAUAGAAGAAGAAGAAGAAGAAGAAGAAGAAGAAGAAGAAGAAGAAGAAAAACGAACAACGGGGUUUCUUGACCUGGUGUGUUAGUCCGUGAUCAGGUCUUCUGAGCGAAGAGAAGAUCUGAGGCUCAAUUGAAGAAAUAUGAGCGCUUCUAGAUUCAUAAAGUGCGUCACAGUCGGUGAUGGCGCUGUCGGGAAGACCUGUCUCUUGAUUUCCUACACCAGUAACACCUUCCCCACGGAUUACGUCCCAACUGUAUUUGAUAAUUUCAGUGCCAAUGUCGUUGUCAAUGGUGCCACUGUGAAUCUUGGCUUGUGGGAUACUGCUGGACAGGAGGAUUACAACAGAUUAAGACCAUUGAGUUAUCGUGGGGCUGAUGUUUUCAUUUUGGCAUUUUCCCUCAUCAGCAAAGCCAGCUAUGAAAAUGUUUCCAAAAAGUGGAUUCCAGAGUUGAAGCAUUAUGCCCCUGGUGUCCCGAUUGUUCUUGUUGGGACAAAACUCGAUCUUCGGGAUGAUAAGCAGUUCUUCGUAGACCACCCUGGUGCAACCCCCAUAACUAAUGCUCAGGGAGAAGAGCUAAAGAAGACAAUUGGAGCACCUGAAUAUAUUGAAUGUAGUUCAAAAACACAGGAGAAUGUGAAGGGAGUUUUUGAUGCUGCGAUAAAAGUCGUUCUUGCCCCUCCAAAGUCAAAGAAAAAGAAGAAAGCGGGUCAAAAGGCUUGCUCUAUAUUAUGAUUGGAUGUGAGGUCAAUGGAGAGAAGACCUAGCUAUGUUUUUUUUUUUUUUUUUUUUUUACCUUUUUG
This is a messenger RNA of Lactuca saligna, 839 nucleotides long. The record is from the annotation of a GenBank genome assembly. NCBI's taxonomy places the organism in Eukaryota, Viridiplantae, Streptophyta, Magnoliopsida, Asterales, Asteraceae.